UCUUUGUCAACAUGACGGAGGAACUGUCAGGUGUUACUAUUGUUAUAUUCAUCGCAACAGGCGUGUUAACAAUGUUAUUAUUGUUUAUAUUUGCAAAAAGACAAAUAAUGAGGUUUGCGUUGAGAUCCCGAAGAGGUCCUCACAUUGCGAUUGGACAUGAUGCUAAGAAGUCAUUGAAGAGGGAAAUCCAGCGGAGAAUCGAAGUCAUUCCUAGGAUUCAAUAUGAACCCCAGCUGAUAAGUGACUCCAGGUACAUAAUGGAGCCUGGGAGCCAGGUGCCCCCCCAUUAUUACAGACUGAAGGCUGUGGACGAUGUCAAGGCUCUUGAAUCGGAAAUAACGAAGUACGACAAUUGCCUGAAACGACACGCAAGCGAGAAUCUUCGUGCAUAUCUCCUUACGACUCUAGCAGCCCCUCUCAAUGGAAGUGGCCAGAGGAUGAUCCAUCAGUUCUGUGAUUUUUACGAGCACGCCCGACACGACCCAACGGAAUUCACUGACGAGGAGUAUCAAGCUUAUUCUCGACUGCAUCUCAAACUGAUGGAUGCUGCGAGACUUUUGAAAUCAUAUCCCAGCAGCAGAAAAUCCAGUCCCAGUCGUACGCCAAUCAAGAAAAAUGUCGAGACAAAGAGGAAUAUUUUGGAGCCGAAGAUGAGACCACCUGAGGACCAGAUCCUAACUGGAUCCCGUCCCAAUACGUUGACAGUAAUGGCUCUGGAUAACACGGAAACGACUGUCUAGCAUUAUGAGAAUCGUCACA
This is a messenger RNA of Fopius arisanus, 759 nucleotides long. RefSeq lists its product as uncharacterized. The coding region runs from base 12 to 740 and encodes 242 amino acids. NCBI's taxonomy places the organism in Eukaryota, Metazoa, Arthropoda, Insecta, Hymenoptera, Braconidae. The transcript is spliced from 3 exons. The record is from RefSeq and is a predicted model, not a curated record.